Solenopsis invicta (red fire ant) is the source of this 2804-nucleotide messenger RNA. It is a transcript of the gene fu, whose product is annotated as serine/threonine-protein kinase fused. Bases 252 to 2597 code for a protein of 781 amino acids. Gene Ontology annotation, biological process: protein phosphorylation. The transcript is spliced from 9 exons. Gene Ontology annotation, molecular function: ATP binding; protein kinase activity. Lineage: Eukaryota; Metazoa; Arthropoda; Insecta; Hymenoptera; Formicidae. Gene Ontology annotation, cellular component: cytoplasm. The record is from RefSeq and is a predicted model, not a curated record.
CAUAUUACAACCACUUUCGUAAAGAUGGCGUUAGUGCAUACAGAAUUUUUUUUCAAGCAGUGUUGUGUUUAUUUGCGAUUCUGUGAAUUAGUUAUUUUAUCUUUUUGUUCUUACUUUCACUACAUGUGCAAUUGACGUUUGCAUUUAGUUAUCUAUUUAAAACAUAUAGUCUUAAUAUCUUGUGGAAUUUACGUUUUGACAUAUGUAUACACCAUACCAAUAGAAACAUUUUUUGACAUUACUUCAACAAAAUGAAGAAAUCUCAAAAUCUCAAAGUGAAGAAGUAUGAGAUCCUGAAACAUAUCGGGGAAGGUUCUUUUGGACAAGUGUAUAAAGCAAGAAAACGUUCUGAUGGAGAAAUCGUGGCUUUCAAGAUGAUAAGAAAGUGUGGCAGAUCGUACAAGGAGCUUAAAAGUUUACGUCAAGAGUGUGAGAUUCAACGUUAUUUGCGACAUCCAAAUAUCAUACAGAUGAUAGAUUCAUUCGAAACAGAAAAUGAGAUCAUAGUUGUGACAGAAUACGCAGAUAAAGAACUAUAUGACAUACUGGCCAAGGAAGGUAGAUUGUCCGAGGAAAGGGCACAAGUAAUAACUUGUGAUCUCGUAUCUGCUCUUUAUUAUUUGCAUUCAAAUCGAGUGAUGCACAGAGAUCUUAAACCACAAAAUGUUCUCCUGGAAGCAAAUGGUAUCGCUAAACUAUGUGACUUUGGAUUUGCUCGUAGUAUGAGCACUGGUACUCAUGUACUGACAUCAAUCAAAGGCACACCAUUGUACAUGGCCCCAGAACUCAUAGAGGAAUGUCCCUAUGAUCAUAACGCUGACUUGUGGUCUUUAGGAUGUAUUGUUUAUGAAUUAGUGGUUGGUGCUCCUCCAUUUCAAACAAAUUCAAUAUUACACCUGGUCAAAUUGAUCAGGUUUGAAGCAAUAAAGUGGCCAGACUUUAUCUCUCUAAUUUGCAAGAGUUUCUUACAGGGUUUACUUCAGAAAGAUCCUUCUCAACGAUUAACUUGGCCCGCUCUUCUUGAACAUCCAUUUGUCAAAGAUCGAAUUAUAACUGAAAUAGGUGGUACCGUACCUACUUCAUUCACAAAUCCACUAUCUGCAAGCCAAGCGAGAGCAAAGCAGCAACAAUUACAAAAUUUAGCGAUGCGUACCGCAAAUCAAUCAAAGGUCGUGGAGAAAGCAAUCAAAAAAUUACAAGAACAGGAGAGAAGACAUUAUGAGUAUCGGCAACGAACAUGUUUUUCCCAACCGGGUUAUCUGAUGUCCCCUGCUUAUUGUCAUCAUAUGAUAAACCAUUGUCAAGCAUUACGUCGCAGUGAACCAAGUGGCACUGAUUCCAGCGCUAGCAUUGAUGUGCUCUUAGGAAAUCUAAGUCUCAGGGCAUCUCUGAGAAGCGAUCUUUUAGCUGCAGAUCACGCUUUAUGUCAGAAUGACUGUCCUCAUAGCACAAACGUGCACAAUUUCCCAAUAUUAGAUGAUCACUCGAAACCUGUUCAAACGCAAACAGAUGACAGUCAUUCAGUACGACAGUUGAAUAAGGAAGUGUAUCACACUAAUGCUCAAGGUGAUGGAAUCAAUGUAGGUCAACAAAUCGAAAAAUCUUUACACGUAGAUCAAAUUGUACAUGGCGAUGGUGAUUGCAAACAAAGCUGUUUGAGCAUUGAUUACGAACAGGAAUUCGGUGAGAGAAACUUGACUGAAAAACACACGAGAUUACCAGAUUGGGAUCCAAGAGCAGUGGAGAGGCCCAUUGAAAAUGAAGAAUGGAUUGCGUUUUUACAAAGAUCAAUGGAAGAAGUUAUGGAAGGUGAAAUUGACUCAUUGCUGCAACAAAAUUGUGUCUCGGUGUUUGUUUCUCCUUUAAGAUAUCCGGCAGCCGGUUGUCGAGUUGUCGAAUAUGUAACUUGUUUAUUAUCACUGCCGUUUACUGUGUCAAUCAGCAAAGAGAAUCUCAAGAAAAUCGAACAAGUUUAUUUAGACGUAAGAGUAGUACCAAAUCUCGUUUACGCUAUAAAACUGUUGAUGUCGGAACGUUCUAAUAACGAAUUGAAUGCGACAAAUACAGUGAAUGUGGGAACGAGAUCAGCAUCUUCUUUAUCCGCCGACGAACUUCAAGCACUCGAAUGCGCCAUGCUUGUUCUUUGUAGAUUGGUUUAUAUUGAGAAUCAAUUUCUCGUACAAUUUUGCGACGCUAUUUACAUAGUGAAUGGAAUGCCACUUUUACAGCAAUUGCUAGCUUUAGAAAAAAGAAAGGCAAGGGUUGUUGCAGAUCUUGUUGCUAUUUUAAAUAAUGUUCUACGAUCUCAACCUGAAAAUGCUGAGCUUGUGGAACAAGUUGUCCUACGUACAAAAACUCCCGGAGCUUCAGUGGAACAGCUCAACAAACUUCUCAGUCAUCGACAAACUAUUCUACGAGCAAGGACAUGUACUAUGAUCAGAUUGUUAGGUAGAUUUUGCUGCAGAGCAUUACAACAAGUCUGGAAUAAGUCCUUAAGAGAUCUCAUGGAGGGCUUAACUGAGGAUGAAGAUGAACACGUUCGACACGCGGCUGAGGAAGCUGUAAAUGAAUUGAAGCAAUUAACAUAUUACAAUUAGAAAAACCUUGCCGGUUUAAGUGCCUUAAAAAAUAAGCAGAUUGUUAAGGAUGAAUUAUCAGUGCUAUUGUUGCUCAAGAAGUUUUAUGAUGCCUCAAGAUUAAAUACUUUAUUUUUAAAUAGACUGAUUAUAAAUUAUAUUUAAGAAAUGAAAUAUUUGUGAUAUUUUUAUAAAGUCAUUUAUAAAAUAAAUGUAAUUUAAAAACAA